Symbiodinium sp. CCMP2456 is the source of this 1455-nucleotide messenger RNA. The record is from the annotation of a GenBank genome assembly. Lineage: Eukaryota; Dinophyceae; Suessiales; Symbiodiniaceae.
AUGCCAGAGCCAGAAAUUUUUCCCAGCAUCACCGACCAGACUUUCGAUGUUGACCUGACCUUGUUCUUCCGGUAUCCGGACUUUGAGGAUGCAUUCGAAGCUGACGUGGUGAACGUCUCCGGCUCUUUGACCUUCUCCAACCAGGUUAACUACGAGAAUUCCCCGGAUCCGAACGGCCGCUUCGUCAUCGCAACAUACUCGGGUCUUACGGCAUCUCCAGCGAUUCUCGAAAUACCAUCGACGUUUCGAGAGAUUUGUGCCUACACCAGCGACAAGAAGUCGCUGGUGUGCUCUCGCCUCGUUGAUGCCAGUCUUGACGACCGCGACAUGGGUUCCUUCGGGCCUUAUGCCUUCACCGAGACGUUCACCUUUGUUUUUGCCGAGGUGAACGGUCUCUUCGCUCUUCAUGAUGAUGAUGCAAAUGCCUUUGUGGAGGCGCUGGUCCGGUUCGGAAUCGCGGAGGCCGAGGCCGAGGCGUUCGCCGCUGUCUACUUUGGCGACAACGGAGCCGAAAGCGGAGCGCUGGCUACGGCCAUCGCUUUAGUUGAAGGUCUCAGGGCAGCAACGGACAAGAAUCGACGCUUUACAGACCUGAUCCGCUUGGAGCAGGUUGAGUGCCGGGAGUUCCUCGACUGGACUACUUGUGUACCCUCCUUGCUCCGCUUUGCAAAUCCUGGCCGCGGCUCCUUCCUUGGCAAGGUGGAGCAGGAAGGCGAGGAGGAGGCGAAGGAAGCUUUGGAUGCGGUGGCCGUGGGCAGCGCAGUUCGGCAGGGAUGCCAUCUGCCCGAGCUCACCCCAAGCGUUGCCAUGCCCGCCUCGUGCAGUUGCGCUGCGGGGGAGUUCCCAAGCUUCCUGGACUCAGGCAGCUUCUCGCUGACGCUCACGGAGUUCCACCGUUUCGAAUUUCCGGGCGCAUUGAACGCAACUAACGCAACCGUGGAGCAGAAAAAUGUCGAAGUCCAGGUCAAGAGCCAAAAGAACGAGCAAGGACUCCCGCAGAGCACCGGCCGCUUCGUUUUGCUCAGGUUGGCUGACGAACAGGUUUCUACGGCAGUCUGUGCCUACGCACGCGAUCAGAGCUCCCUCGUGUGUGCCAGGUCAAGCUUACUUUUGCAAUCAGUGGAAGUCAAUGCCAUGAUUAGUUUGUCGAAGUUCAUCAGCGUGGCUGACUUCGACAACGCAGACGGCGCAGUAAUUGAGCAAGCGGCAUACGCCGCCGCCGACGCCUUCAGCGUUCUGGGCCUCGACAGCAACGCUGAGUUCACCAUGGAGCUUUCCGUGUCCGACUGCAUUCCGAACACGUGCGCGGUCAAGGCUGUAGAACUGCUCCCUGCUGGCCGUGGCACGUUGUUGAACUAUGUGCAGAUCGUCAACGAGACAACAAAUGAAGUUAGUCCCGUGGGUGUCUCGCAGGCUGUGGUGGCCCUGGGGAAUAUGACAGGCGAUUCAUCAUAA